CUGGGGGUUCCGGAUUACGGGAGGAAGAGACUUCCGAAAACCCAUCAUCGUAUCUAAGGUGAUAGAGCAUGGAAAAGCAGCCCUAGGUGACCUUCGACCUGGAGAUGUCAUCAUUUCCAUCAAUGGGGAGAAUACCUCUGAGAUGCUCAACGUGGAGGCACAGAACAAGAUAAAGCAGAGCUCUGGGAAGCUGCAAUUGCAAGUGGACAGUGGUAAUAAUUCAGUGAGAUCUUCCUACUCAAGCCCAGCUUCCAUCAGCCCACGUGCCACCAGCCCCUACAGUCCUUCAUCUCCUGGGUAUCGACCUGGCAGCCCAUACAGCCCAGUGAGACCCAGUCUGCCCACAGAGAUCAGAGGGGAGCCUAUGAUAAACAGCCGCAGCUUCCAGUCAAUGGGGACUUCACCUCAGAGUCAGCAAGAGUCAAGCAACAGACAG
Thamnophis sirtalis is the source of this 436-nucleotide messenger RNA. The record is from RefSeq and is a predicted model, not a curated record. NCBI's taxonomy places the organism in Eukaryota, Metazoa, Chordata, Lepidosauria, Squamata, Natricidae.